Carassius carassius (crucian carp) is the source of this 2354-nucleotide messenger RNA. RefSeq names its product ETS variant transcription factor 1 (gene etv1). Gene Ontology annotation, molecular function: DNA-binding transcription factor activity, RNA polymerase II-specific; sequence-specific DNA binding. Bases 459 to 1904 code for a protein of 481 amino acids. Gene Ontology annotation, biological process: regulation of transcription by RNA polymerase II; cell differentiation. NCBI's taxonomy places the organism in Eukaryota, Metazoa, Chordata, Actinopteri, Cypriniformes, Cyprinidae. Gene Ontology annotation, cellular component: nucleus. The transcript has 12 exons. The record is from RefSeq and is a predicted model, not a curated record.
GCGCGGAGGAGAGGCACGAGAGCGCUUUUCUCACUCAGUCCGGCGACACAUCCAUGCAUGAUUGCGGUGCGUUUACUGGGGUGAGUGCAAGCUUUAAGUUUUACAACACAUUCGACGCUUCAGUAAAACGUAACUAGAAACAGAAAAAAAAGAGUUUCCAAAAGUCCAGUCCCUUAGGAGGAUCGGCUCACCGCGUUACGCACGCACAGCACAGCAACAUAUUUACAUUAGGACACUUGCAACGUUAUUUAUAAAGUGUCACGGAUCUGCUGCGUUUAAUGUCUGUUUCACAAUAGUCAGCAUGUAGUCGGUCAAAUGAAAGAUAUGUUUAUGAAUGGAACUGCUGAAUGCGCUCGAGCGCACAGCAGUUCAUGUUCCAUUUCUAAUAAAUCGCUUAAAGUCAGUCUCCUACUUCAAAGGGUGAUCGGACGGCGCGCUCAGAGUCCAACCGCUGCAGAAUGGACGGACUUUACGACCAACAAGUGCCUUUCAUAAAAUCUCAUAAUCCUCGGGCAAAGACGUUCAACACGAGACCAGCGAAGGACAGGAAAAGAAAAUUCAUUAACUCUGACCUGGCAUUGGACACCGAGGAGCUGUUUCAAGAUCUCAGCCAACUUCAGGAGACCUGGCUCGCUGAAGCUCAAGUUCCUGACAAUGAUGAGCAGUUUGUUCCAGACUUUCAGAGUGAAAACUUGGCGUUCCACGGGCUGCAGUUGAGGAUAAAGAGAGAGCCCCACAGUCCGUGUACUGAUCUGGGCUCAGCCUGCAGUCAGGAGAGGCCCUUCAGAAUCCACUAUGGGGAGAAGUGCCUGUAUAACAUCAGUGCCUACGAGCAGAAGCAUCCCUCGGGAAUGAAGGCCUCCAGCCCAGUGUCUACCCCCUGCAGCACGCCCGUGUCCCCUGGCCAGCAUGUGUCUCCCUCUAAUGCUCCCACCCCGAAACCAGACAGGACGUACCCUCACCUCGCACCCCCACAGCCCCUCCCUGACAGCGCUUACCCCAUGGACCACAGUGUUUUAUACAGAUUUCGGCGGCAGUUGUCGGAGCCGUGUCAUUCGUUCCCCUCUCCUUCAAUGUCGCGGGACGGACGGCCCAUGUAUCACAGACAGAUGUCAGAACCCAGCAUCCCCUUCCCUCCUCAGGGGUUCAAGCAGGAGUACGGCGACCCCCUCUUCGAACAUCCGGCAAUGGUGGGGGCGCCCCAGCUCCCCCAGACGUACCCACACUCCAUGAUGAUCAAACAAGAGCCUCGCGACUUCACCUACGACUCAGAAGUGCCUAGCUGUCACUCUGUAUAUCUUAGACAAGAAGGAUAUCUGGCCCACAAUAACAGAACAGAGGGAUGUAUGUUCGACAAAGUUGCAAGGCACUUCUACGAUGACACUUGCGUGGUACCUGAGAAGGUUGAAAGUGAUAUAAAGCAGGAGGCGGGGCUCUACCGUGAAGGCCCGACCUAUCAGAGACGAGGCUCACUGCAGCUCUGGCAGUUUUUGGUGGCCCUAUUGGAUGACCCCUCAAACUCACACUUCAUUGCGUGGACAGGCCGGGGCAUGGAGUUUAAACUCAUUGAGCCAGAGGAGGUGGCACGACGUUGGGGAAUUCAAAAGAAUCGGCCUGCCAUGAACUACGACAAACUUAGCAGAUCGUUGCGCUAUUACUAUGAGAAAGGCAUCAUGCAAAAGGUGGCAGGCGAAAGAUACGUGUAUAAGUUUGUCUGCGACCCCGAGGCUUUGUUCUCCAUGGCCUUCCCUGACAAUCAGCGUCCGGUGCUGAAGACGGACCUGGAGCGGCAGAUCAACGAGGAAGACACCGUGCCGUUGUCACACUUCGAUGAGAACAUGGCGUACAUUCAAGAGGGUGGCUACUGCAAUCCGCACCCAUACAACGAGGGCUACGUCUACUGAAAACUGCUACCGGCCGUUCGAAAACAAAACAAACUUUCAGACUUAUCCCUCAUUUCCUUCAGUCAUUCCCCAGGAUAAAAGAGAGCACUUUAUGGACAGAGGAUGAUGGCAGUGUGUAAACCUACAAACGUACUGGUGUAAUUACGUUAGAUGCUCCUUUGGUGUUUUUUGUUGCUAUUGAAGGGGAUGGGGUGUUUCAGCAUGCCGGUUUCUCACAGUGAAAGACUCUUGAGGGCAAAUGGCCUCUUUUUUGAACUAUUUAGACAGGUUAGAGUCUGGAGCACGUGAGUGGAAAAAACCCAACCUCUUUUACCAUUGAAACUCUUGGAUUGUUUGUGGAGCGCUUUGUUAUUUUCGCACAGUUUCACUGCAUUUGUUUUCUCCCCCUUGGUGUCAAACUGAGUAAAUAAUACAGUGUAUUACUAUGGAAAUAAAAUCCUUAAAACUUUC